Helicoverpa armigera (cotton bollworm) is the source of this 1722-nucleotide messenger RNA. Its product is annotated as poxin. The record is from RefSeq and is a predicted model, not a curated record. NCBI's taxonomy places the organism in Eukaryota, Metazoa, Arthropoda, Insecta, Lepidoptera, Noctuidae. The transcript has 5 exons. The coding region runs from base 100 to 921 and encodes 273 amino acids. Gene Ontology annotation, molecular function: nuclease activity.
UAGUUUGCGUAGUUCAUAUAUUUCAAUAAUAAACUGCGUAUAUAUACGUGAGUAAAUGACACUUGGAUUUAGUUAAAUUAUUUGACUAGUGUAGAUACAAUGGCUGUCGUUUAUUUGUUCGUAUUUUUGAGUGCGUUAAGUUCCGCGUUAACGGCUAACUUGAACGCAAGAAUGUCACAACGCACAGGAUUCCCGACGUCCAACACUCCCGCGGGGCUGACGUACCGCGGGCUGGUGGAGCGCAUGGCCAUCCCGGCUGAGCUGCAUCGCCGAGCUGAUGGCAGGCAGUACGCCAGCUUCGGAGACGCGCGGCCCAUCCACUGCUGCACGCCCGAACAGGUGGAGAAACUGUCUCAGACGACGCACCACUACUGCGACAUCUUCACGGAACAACUCCUGGCGCCGCUGGGAGAGCUCGGCUACGUGCGCAUCGACGAGAAUACUGCUGAGAAGGUGUUCAUCAACCGCAGCAAGCGCCUGCUGGUGGUGUCGAGCGACGGCGUGCUGGCUCAGUGGCGGUUGGCCCCGACCUUCGAAUCCGCCAACCUGUACGUGGCCGGCACGCCCGUCGUCAACCAGGCGGGGGAGCUGGUCUCCCUUGUCACCGCUAAGAGGGGGAACCAUUAUGCUGUGUCUACUUUUGAGGGAGAGGGCGGGUACUUCGACACAUCAGAAGCGUGGCAGGUCCGGGACAUUCCUGAGGGCCGCGGAGUAUACGGUGACCGCACCUUCCCCAGCCGCGACGAGCUGAGGGCCUACGUCAGCAGCCUCCCCCCCAUCGACGCCCCACCCACUGGUCCCCCCACCCCUAUUCUCUGGCGGGGCGCCACCCCCCGCCUCGUGCUGCUCGCUAAGAACGGCCGCCAGAUCUCGCACCAGUACCUGCACGGAGUCAGCGCGGAUAAUAUCGAGUACUUGUGAAGUGUUCUGACUAGGAGUAGUAAAUUCGCCACGACAGGAAUUGUGACGGAAUUGCUACCUACUGAUGUUGGUUUUGCUAGGAUUAAUUUUUAAAUACUUUAGUUAGUUAACAAGUUUGCAAGUGAUGUUUAGAUACACUGCGUUACUACAUAGACAACAUUUUCAAUUGUUGAGUAGUGUGUAAGUAAGUAAAUGACAACAAUUUCAUACAGUACAAAUUAUCACAAGAUAUAGGCCUAGUAAGCAUUCAAAAUACCACAUUAAUAUCAAAACAAAAUCAACAAUGCACUAUGUAGCUUCUGCCUUCUGCACACAUAAUUAUUAUUAGUUAACCGACCAGAAAACCAGAAAAUAUUUGUUUUUAUUAGUUAACUUUAAAAUAUUAUACUAAUAUGUUGAUUGCCAAAGACAUUAGCAACAAGUGCAGCAGUAGUGCAAAGAGAAGCGUGUUACUCGGUACGUUUUUCUUUCGUUCCCAGCAGACGCGCCGCGAGUGUAGCGCACUGGCGGCCAGUCUGCCGGGGGCGGCAGGAACACCUACUGGCUCAUACACGCUUCUCUAAGCAGGAAACUUGGAAUAAAUAAAUACUUAAGAAAUAAUCACAAGCAAAAUUAAGGAGAAAAAUAAUUCGUUGAAUUUUAUUUUUACUAUGACUAUGACUACUACAACUAAUUUUGUUUGAGAUUGCUCCUAUAAGUGCACAUUUUUAGGAUAGCAACAUUACAAAAUACCAAAAAGUAUUUGUAUCAUCAUAAACAUUUGUUACUUAUUUCUUAGAAAAAUAAAUGAAAAACUGAAUA